Molecule: messenger RNA, 4448 nt
Organism: Drosophila innubila
Lineage: Eukaryota; Metazoa; Arthropoda; Insecta; Diptera; Drosophilidae
Exons: 6
Coding region: 289-3327 (1012 amino acids)
Source: RefSeq, a predicted model, not a curated record
GGAAAUGUACUUGUUUUUUUAAGUACAAAAAAUCGAACCAGAUCGGAAACUUUUACCGGAUGGGCAACCCUCGGUUUUAGGACGAAUAAGCGAAAAUUGCAAUACGAAGAAAAUGUGCAAUAUGCAGGCGUAAAUUUCGAUGGGUGAAAACCGAUUACAAAUAAAGCGCAACGAAUUUUGAACAAGUGCAAUUACGCACAUGCGUGCGUACAACUGAAAAUCUCAUUUAACACAUCACAAAUAAGUUGCGUGCGUUAUCAAAGUGUCAGUGGUAAAUUGCAAACCGCAAUGAAGAAGCGCAACUCACGCUGCAAUUCGGAUACACAACAGAUGGACAACAAUAACGACAACGACGUUGAAGGCAACGGCAAUGAUUUAAGCCUGUUGCAGCGUCCAUUGAGAACAGCGCACACUGGAUUCCAGGAGGCGCGACGGGCCUACGAGAAUGGAACCAGUGAGGUGCGGCGUCUGCUCAGCGAGGAGUGCAGCCUGAUCUAUGAGUGCAACGUGUGCCGGAAUAUGUUUCGCAGUCUGGCCAAUUUCAUAAGCCAUAAACGCGUCUUCUGUUGCAUCAGUGCCCGUAUAACGAGCCAUAACACAGGAUACACAGAUCAAAAUUCGACGAUGAUAAUUCAGCCGUCAACGUCACAGGACAUUGAACACAUGCUGCGCAGUCGCAGCACAGGAUGUUCGCCGGUUCCUCGCGAGAUUCGUCCAAUGCGGGGCAGCAUACGAGAUCUUAGCGGAGUCAUUGAGCGUUUGCGUCGGGAAAAGGCGCCGCCAGCUACAGUCAAACAGCAUUCGCCGGUGCUGCAACUGGAGUCAAUGCCGACCUCCAGUCAAGCGGUUUAUCAGACUAUUAAGGUCGAGCAGGACGACAGCAUCAAGACGGAACUUAACGAAGUUCACCACAUGCUCAAUUCAGCUCGCACGACUGUCGGACCCGAUGGCAAGGCAGUAACCACGCAUCAAUACGAGCGACCAAGUGGCAGCGACUCGGCCGAAACUCCGGAUCAGUCUAUUAGCGAUGAGACCGAAACGAAUGUCUUCUGUGAAAUAUGCAAUUUGACAUUCCAGACGCACAAAACGCUUGAGUUGCAUAUACAGAAGCAUCAUUCGUCAUCAGCUUUUGUGUUUCAGUGUCCAGCGUGCUCUCUGACCUUUCUACAGGCAGCGGCUGUCAUUCGUCACCUCUCCAAGGAUCAUAAGAAACCAACCCGUCGUAUACGCAUGAUGCGUAAUACGAUACUUAAACGACGCAUGCAGCAGGGCGAUGUUCAACCCAAGGGUCCUAGUCGUGAGCUAAAGCGUCUGCAACUUUCCGACGACGUCGUUGGUCAAGCUGUGGAGCAUACGGAUGCGAAUGGAGAGCAACGCAAGAUAAUGUCGCUUUGCAUUUACUGCGAAAAGUCAUUCGAACGUCGCGCUGCGCUUUCCACACAUCUACUCAACUGUCGGGCUAAGCAGGAGGCCAAGUUGGCCAAGCCAUUGCCAGCCGUAAAGAAGCUAAAGAUUAAUCCAAAUGCUAGUAAUAAUUCCAGUUCAGAUGUACUCGAAGAAUCAGCACACAGUACUGUGGAUAUGCAAAGCAUCGAUUCCAAUGCGCUAAAUGAAAUGUUUGCUGAUCUCGCCGAACAGAAUGGGAACUAUGCACCUGGUCUGCAGACCGUGUCGCUUGACAAGCUGCAACUGCAGCACGAGAGCGACUCGACCAGCGACGAUCAGGCUUCCAAUAGCGAUGACGAGCAUGAGCAGGAAGAGCAGGAUCAGGACCAGGACCAGCCCAGCAUUGAAAAUGAAAACGAAAAUGAAAAUGAGAUUGAUGAGUCAAAGCCGAAAGUCAAAAAGAAACGCAAUGUGCCCAUUGAAAAGCAGCUGCGCUGUCGCUGCAAAAUCUGCCACAAGCAGUUCAAUGCUCUUGGCAAUCUCCGUCGUCACAUUUCCAUGUUUCAUUAUCGGGCUCGCCGUUUCGGCUGCACCAUUUGUGACUAUCGCGCCUUUCGACGCUACGACAUUGUCAAUCAUCUCGGAUUCACGCACAAAAUUGAAGGCGAUCGGGACAGUCUGACCGAGAAGUAUGUGUCCACACAUGAAUGCGAGUAUUCUCGAGAUGAUGUCGAUGGAGAUAUUAUACUAUUGGAUAAGGAGCAGCCAGCAGAUCAGAGAGAGGAGGCGUCUAUUGAGCUGAAACCUGCACCCAAAACGUAUGAAAAACGAUCGAAGCGCAUUAAAACAAAUACUGAGUCAUCGCUGGAGACGGCGCCCAGUUCGCCAGUUCCCACCGCUGUUCACAUUAAGGAGGAACCAGAAGACGAGCCUUUGCCCAGCAAAAAACGUCGCAAGUCACGUACACAGAUUUCACCGGAUUCCGGUGAACGCAGCAUUGAGAAGCGUCCGAUUCGCAAACGUGUUAAGGCAGUUAACAAAGAUUUUGUUUAUGAUCUGGUCAGCUUCAAGGCGGAUCCGUCUGGAGCACAGUCUGCAGCAAUAGCUGUCGACUCCAUGCGAGCAAAACUGCGUCGCCAGACUGUAAAUACAGGUGAGGAGUCCAAGCCGAAGCACUGGGAGGCUUACAUAACCGAGGAGAAGAAACCAUUGGUGCAGGGCAUCACCCGUCGCAUCAUGUUGGAGCUGGUCAGCCAGGGACGUGCCGUAUCCGCCACGCUGCCUGAGCUGCCCGCCGAGCGACCUCAAAUCCGCCCCCGUCUCAUUUCAUAUACGCGCAGCGAUUGCGGCCAACAACAGUUUGUACUGGAUGCGAGCUCCAGUUCAGUUGGCAACGUUGGCGAAAGCUUUAUUGAAAAGAUUGCUAAGCGCACGGCUGCUGCUGGCAAGGAUGCGACCAUUAGCAAUCUGUGGAAUAAGGUAAACGCCAUUGCCCAACAACAGAAACCGGAAGUGCCAGAAGUUUCCGUCAAACAUCAAGAAGUCACUUAUACUGAAGAAGUGGGAGCGGAGGCGGAAGCUUUGGAGGAGUUGAACGAUCUACACAAAACACCAAAUGGCAAACAAAAAUCCAGCUCGGUUAUCCAACUAACACCACCAUCUCCGCCUCGCAAGGGCAACGCCUCGAAUGCGCUAAACACGUCCGCCAUUGUAGAGGCGCUUACAUCUCCAGCUCCAGCCGCAACCCCAGCCCCAGCCCCAGUGUCAACCACUGUUGUAUCACAAUGCCUUAGCAGCACCGAAUCGCCAAUGGCAUUGGGAGCGGGAACGGCCGGACUAUUUCCGACAUUACCCAAACCUCCAUCCGUUCUGCAAGCAGCUGCCAAUGGAACAAUUCAAUUUACACUGGACAGCCUGCUGCGUGCCGCAUUGCAGAACUAAACACUUGACGCACUUUUGUCAUAGUUUGUUUGUUAAUUAGUUACACCUCCUCCGCCUCUCAUUUGACGUACAUUGUCAACGUAUCAUGUAUUAUGUACAAAGCUGGAAACAGUGAUUAAAGCAUGUUUUGGUUAAGUUUUACAUGGAUGAACAAUUAGCUACACAACUAUUUUAUUUAACGAGUUAAAUAUUUCAACAUACACUUUAUAAAAUUUGAUUAAAUUUUAUCUCCACUGUUUUUGUCAUCCUUUGAAAUUUUGUUAACUUUUCCACAAAACUUAGAAAUAGAUGAAACAUUCAGAUAGUUACUGAUAUUUUUUCUACCACUAAAAUAAUAGUUGGACUUCUCACUAUAUUUAACAUUAACAAUUUCACCUGGGAAAAUUAACUAAAUUUAGUUUGAUUAAAAAAAGAGUUUAGAUAAAAUUUAAACAAAUUUCAAUAAGGGUAUAAUGUAUGUUUAAAUGUCUAACUGAAUAUACCCAAUACCAGAGUAGGGCUGGCUAAAAAAUCGAAUCACUAUACUCAGCUCUGAUUAUGCAUAAUGUUUUGCACUUGUGUCCUUAUUCGAUAUACUCUGAUCAGUGCGUUUCCAUAUCCAAUCGAUGUUGAUGUGAUGUGAUAACUUGAGUAUUACACAGCUUCAAUAACCAAAUCAAAACAAAAGAAAUCAAAGAAAGAAAAUGAUAAAGCAUAGCAUAGCAUCAUUUUUGGCAGUUUGCAAAUGUUUGUCGGCAUUUUUAUCGUGUUUUUUAGUGAAAAUUGUACAUUUAGUUAAUAGAGAUGAAUUUAUACUAGGCUUAAACUGAAGCUAAAGAUAAAGCUAAAUAUGUAAAAACAGACACACACACAAACAUUUAGAAGAAAGAGUGUUAUCGUUGUCCAAGGCCAGUGUGGCACGAAUGAAGCAUUUGUGGCAUCUGGUCUUGGAUUAAUGAGUUAGUUCCUUUAUCCGAGCAAUUGUAAAUACAAACAAAAAAUGUAUAAAAUAUCCUGUGCAGCAUUUGUAUUUAUAUAUGUGCAUAUUUUUGUUGUUCAAUGUAGACCAUUAAUGUCGUACAAGAUAGAGCCUUAAAUCAAAUCACCAAAUGAUAAUAAAACUUAUUUUAAUCACAACAUAA